GCAGGAGUUCCCCCGGCAGCUGUUAGCUGCAGCCAGCCGUGGCUCUUCGCAGCAACAGCGGCGGCGGCUCCUCCUCCUCCUCCCUCCCUUUCUCGCCGGGUCCCUCCGCUCUCGCCAGCCCCCGCCCCCGCCUCUCCUCCGCUCUCGCUCCUCCUUAUUGACAAAUACACAAAGGGCCGUGCCGGGCUGGAGAGGCGUCUGGAGCCGGCAUGGGAGACAAGAAGAGCCCCACAAGGCCGAAGCGGCAGCCGAAACCGUCCUCCGACGAGGGCUACUGGGACUGCAGCGUGUGCACCUUCCGGAACAGCGCCGAGGCCUUCAAGUGCAUGAUGUGCGAUGUGAGGAAGGGCACCUCCACCCGGAAACCUCGACCUGUCUCUCAGCUGGUUGCUCAACAGGUGACCCAGCAGUUUGUGCCCCCCACGCAAUCAAAGAAAGAGAAAAAAGAUAAAGUAGAAAAGGAAAAAAGUGAAAAGGAAACUGCUAGCAAAAAGAACAGUCAUAAGAAAACCAGGCCCAGGUUGAAAAAUGUGGAUCGAAGUAGUGCCCAGCAUUUGGAAGUUACAGUGGGUGAUCUGACAGUGAUUAUUACAGACUUUAAGGAAAAAACUAAAUCA
Messenger RNA from Gekko japonicus, 617 nucleotides. It is a transcript of the gene YAF2, whose product is annotated as YY1 associated factor 2. The transcript has 4 exons. Gene Ontology annotation, cellular component: nucleus. The record is from RefSeq and is a predicted model, not a curated record. The annotation marks the transcript as partial. Gene Ontology annotation, biological process: positive regulation of DNA-templated transcription. Gene Ontology annotation, molecular function: DNA binding; transcription coregulator activity. Lineage: Eukaryota; Metazoa; Chordata; Lepidosauria; Squamata; Gekkonidae.